This is a messenger RNA of Tauraco erythrolophus (red-crested turaco), 606 nucleotides long. The record is from RefSeq and is a predicted model, not a curated record. Lineage: Eukaryota; Metazoa; Chordata; Aves; Musophagiformes; Musophagidae.
AUGUCCAGGUUCAGGAUCCUGCUGACGGUGGUGGUCAUCUUCCGCAUCCUGAUCGUGGCCAUCGUGGGAGAGACGGUGUACGAGGACGAGCAGACCAUGUUCAUGUGCAACACGCUGCAGCCGGGCUGCAACCAGGCGUGCUACGACAAGGCCUUCCCCAUCUCCCACAUUCGCUACUGGGUGCUCCAGUUCCUCUUUGUCAGCACCCCAACCCUAAUUUACCUCGGCCACGUUGUCUAUCUCUCCCGGAAGGAGGAGAAGCUGAAACAACAGGAGAGCGAGCUUCGGGCCAUCCACAGCAAGGACCCAAAGAUUGAGCAGGCCCUGGCAGCCGUGGAGAAGAAGAUGUCCAAGAUCUACAUGACAGAGGAUGGGCGGCUCAAGAUUCGAGGGGCACUGAUGUGGACGUACAUCAUCAGUGUGAUCUGCAAGAGCAUCUUUGAGGCUGGCUUCCUUGUUGGCCAGUGGUACCUGUACGGCUUCUCCAUGGUGCCCCGCUACGUGUGCAAGAGGGACCCCUGCCCCCAUCAGGUGGACUGCUUCAUCUCCCGCCCCACUGAGAAGACCAUCUUCAUCAUCUUCAUGCUGGUGAUGGGCCUGAUCUCC